This is a messenger RNA of Mytilus trossulus (common blue mussel), 6828 nucleotides long. RefSeq lists its product as uncharacterized. Gene Ontology annotation, cellular component: adherens junction; catenin complex. Gene Ontology annotation, biological process: cell-cell adhesion; cell migration. The transcript is spliced from 31 exons. Lineage: Eukaryota; Metazoa; Mollusca; Bivalvia; Mytilida; Mytilidae. Gene Ontology annotation, molecular function: beta-catenin binding; actin filament binding. The coding region runs from base 106 to 4629 and encodes 1507 amino acids. The record is from RefSeq and is a predicted model, not a curated record.
UCGGGUUUUAUCUUUGAAACGAAGAAUAAAGCCGAGGAUUGUUUUGAAAAUGUUUGUACAGUGAUAACAAAAGUUUCAGCUAUUUUUGAACAAUUUUAAAUUCAGAUGGAAGUUACAUGUGGACUUUUGUCAAAUUUAGUACAAACAAAAUCGAUAGAACGAGUUUUAGCACCAAUUGCGUCACAGAUUUCGUUGUUGAUCAUUCUUGACCAUUCAGAUGGCAUUCAAACAGAUAUGGGGCCCUGUGCUGAAAUGGUUAUGCAGGCUGCAGAACGUCUUGUGACACUAGGAAAAGAAAGAGCUAACAAGACUGCAGAUGAUGAGCUGAAGAGACAGAUGGAGAGUGCUUGUGAGAUCUUAGAUUUAUCUAGCAGUGAUUUAUAUAUAGCAUCACAGAGAGUUACGGCAUCAGCUAGUAAAGAAAAUAAGAGUCGAGUUAUAACUGCCUCAAAGAAUGUUCUUCAAGGAACAAUGAAAGUGUUACUUGUCUCUGAUGAUUAUGAAGUUAGGAGAAUUCUGGCUGCAGCCCAUACUGUCUCAGAAACUGUUGGACUCCUAAGUCAUGUUAAUAAUAUGACUGAUCUGUUAUCUAGAUUUAAGAGUUUCACAGAUACUACUUCCAUUUUAACAUCUUUAGCAAACAAGAGACAAAAAGAUCUGUGUCAAGAUAGACAAAGGGAGAAAAUAAUUACAGCUCUCAAUCUACUGAAGAAAUCCAUUCCAUCAAUAAGUGUAGCUUUACAAAGUUGUAUAAAAUAUCCUAGUAAUGCACAGGCUCAUGUGAGCAAGUCCUAUGUGAUAAACCAAGUUUUGUCUGCUGUUAGAGAUAUAGUUGAGGCCAUAGAAAACAAAUUUACUGAAGAAGAUUAUUUAGAUGUAGAGGAACCUGGAUACUUUGUUUCUAAAAUUGAUCAGAUAUUAGAGGCCCUGUCUACAGAAAACCGAGAAGAUUUAGAUAUAGAUGUAGAAAGUUGGACAGAAGGAAUUAUCAGACAUAGUAUGUUAGUGGCACAUCUCUGUACAGAUACAUAUAGAAAUCUUAUAAUCAUUAAUUGUCAAAGGAUUUUACAACUUAAAGGUCGUGUAUUAGCCUUGUCCAUUUCUAUCAAAGAGAAAACAGAUAUACAAAGAAUGAGAGAGGAUUAUGAUGAGUGUUGUGAAUCCUUGAUUGAUGAGUUUUGUGAACUGGAGAAGAACGUCAACAUGAGUUUACUUCACUUGAUAGUAGAUAUAUUCAAAGAAACAACAGAACCUAUAGAAAGAUUGAUAAAGGCAGCUAUGUAUCCUAAACAGGAUCAGUCUAUAGGAGAAAAUGACAUUUUGAUAACAGAGUUUGAAGAACAUGCAGAUAAAAUGUGUCAAGUUGCCAGCUUUGCUGCAGCUAGCUCAACUGAUGCCACACGUGUGAGAGUAAUAAGAACAUGUGUAUGUCAUCUUGAAAGACUGGAUCCUGACAUUGUUCCAGCAGCUCUAUGUAUGGCAAGGGACCAGUUAGACAAAAUGGCCGUCCGUCAUGUCAAGCUUCUGAUGAAAGAAUGGUCAUUUGAGUUGAAUACUUUGAUGCAAAUCUUGGAUGAAAUGACAGAUCCUCAGAUAUUUAUGGGUGUCUCUGAGAAAAGAAUUGAAGAAGAUAUAGGUGUCUGUAGAGGAUUUGUAAUGACCUGUGAUGUAGAAGGUAUAAAUAGUGCAAUAAAAUCUCUGGUGGGUAGAUCACGACGUGUGUGUCAGGUUGGAGAGAGAAUUGUCGACAGCCAUGAUGAUCCACUAUAUCGUAAUGGAUUAUUGGUUUAUGUUAAAAGCCUCCAUAAAGCAAUAACUGGUAUAAGAGCAGGAUCAACUCAUGUAUACUCUGAUGUUACCAGUAAUUCAGCUGUAGAAUCAUUACUUAGAAGAUUAUCACAUUUGUUAGAAUGUGUAAGAAAAGUGAAAAAUGGUUUAAAUGCAGAUAAUCAGCCAAGCAUACUUAGUCCAGAGAGACGGAAUCUCAGAUUUGCAGAAGCAGAGAAAAGGAGGAAAACAUCCAGUUCUAGUCACAUUAAAUUUUCAUCAACUGGUGCUUUGAAAUCCCUACCACUUGACAACAGAUUCCUACAGGAGGAUAUCUGCAGUAAGGAGGACUUUCUCACACACUCAUCUAUGUCUACGCUACAAAAAGUAGUCCCCUUACAAAGAAGUGCAUUUCAGCAAAGUACUGAAUCAUUGCAAUCUGUCUCAUCUCAGGAAUCAUAUCAUCAAACAAAAGUUAAGCCACAGGAAUCCCAUCAACAGAGCAGGAAGCCUGUAGAAUCAUAUCAACGCACAUCAAGGUUAAAGUCUAGUCAAGAUUCAACCACUACCUCUCAUAUAAAGGAAAAGAUAACUGGUGCUGUAACCAAGGGAGAUAAGCAUGUUAUAAAGUCUGUGAGCGGAGAUUUGUUAGGCUGGAGUAAUCAUAUAGUAGAUAGUGCUGAAUGUCUUUUGGUACACUCUGAUACUGCCAAAAGAAGAAAUAUACAUUCCUUGUGCAGUGAGGUAGAUGAAUUAGUUGCAGAUCUGACAGAGAAAUUAAAAUAUGUAGCAAUGGGUGAUCAAGAUGAUAUUUCUGAUAUUUGUUCUCUAAGUCAACUAUGGGAAGUCAAGAUUGAGAAGAUAAGAGUAUUUAUAGAUGUUACAGUGGACCAAUGGAAGGACAUUUCCGACCCUGUUUAUCAGUCAACCACGUCAUCUGAUCAGCGCUUAAUGAAACAACAGAUUGACUCAUUAAAACAACACACCACAAGUAUAUCAGAACUAAUGGAUUUAACAGAAAGUAUUGGUGAUAAAGAUAUUGGGGAAGAAAGAUGUCAACGUCUGCAAGAGAAUAGUAACGAGUUAGAUAACAUUACAGUUACCAUAGUAACAACAUCAGGUGUCAUAUAUAAAUCAUCUACUCAUCAAGAUAAAUGUCAACUUGAACAACUUUGCAGAGAAUGGGCUGUAAGAAUAUUUUGUGUUCUGGAUGACCUUGAAGGUUUGACCUCUGACCUUUACACUAAAGGUUGUGACAGAAGAGUGUGGCCAAAUGACAGCAUUCCAUUGAAAGACUCACAACUGUUUGAACAUAUACUGCAUCAGAAUAGUCAGAUUAGGAAUCUCUUACACAGUGCAUGUCUUGGAAAUGACAGUGUUUCUGAAUUAGCAACAUCCCUUUGUUUAGAUCUAGAUGGAUUAUAUGACAGUAUGAAAUCCACUUCCUCCAGGAAAAAGAGAGAAGUGGAUAAGAUAACCGUGACAUACAUAUGUUGUAGACUUGGUCUACUUUCUGCACAGUGGAUUGUUAAGAGUAUAAAAUGUAUGGAUAUAUUACAAGAGCAGACAUUAAUGUAUACAGCAUUGUUAAAUAAACUGUCAGAUAGCGCUGUGGAAGUUAGGACAGCUAAAACAGAUGCAGAAAAACAAAUGUGCAUGUCAGAGUUUCAGUUGUCUCUCAGUAAAUUCAGUGAAAGUUUGAUGAGUUUACGACAGAAAACUUUACAAGGUAUCCAGCUGUCUACAGAACUUGACAAGCGAUCAGCUGUUAGAAAGUGUUUAGAUGAAGUAACUGGUAUAUCUCCUCAGCUUAUUGAUAUUGUCAAAAAAUUAACUGAAGAUGGCGAUUUAUCAAGUACAAUGGAAGAAUUCACAAAACAGAAAGUUUCAUGGGCAGCUAAAGUUCGUCAACUUUUAGUGUGUAUACAACAGAUGAAAGAUUUAAAGCCAGGAUUAGUUAAAAACUUGAAUAAAGUUUUAGGUGUUAAAACACCUGAAGAAUGUACACAUACUGACACAUUAGAGCCUUCAAUCCAAUCAGUUGAGGAGAAUGACAACAAACAUGGAGGAUUUAGAACAGUACAUGAAGAACUUCUCUGUGUUACAAGUGAAAAACAGAAUAUGGCAGUUGGUCAAUUUUCUAAAGUUGGAAGGAAAAAGAAGGCAUCAGAUUCUCCUUAUAAACCUAAUGCUUCUGUUCUAGCAGCAUCAAAAUACCUGCAGUCCGAGGCAGAGAAAUGGGAAGAUGAUUGUAAUCCUAUUGUUAAGGUUGCUAAGGAGAUGUCCUCACAGAUAAAUAAAAUGACAGGCUAUAUAAGAGGUGAAGGUCAGAUUCAAACACAUGAAGAACUAGUAAAGACAGCAAGAUCUGUAGCAGAGAAUGGAAGAAAGAUGAUGAAAUUUGCAGAAAUCCUCUCUCAGCAUUGUGUGGAUAAAAGGUUUGCCAGAGAUUUGAUAUUUUAUGCCAACCAGAUACCAACAGUCAGUACACAGCUGAGUAUAAUAUCCAAUGUCCAUCAAGGCUCAUCAGGAGAUGGAGAUAUUCCAUCAAAUGAGGAAGUGUUUGUUUGGUACAAAGACAAGGUGACUAAAAUUUUGACGGAGAAUGCAGAAAACUUGAUGAAGAUUGUUCUACAGACCAUGAAAGCAGCUGAGGCAGUAUGUGUAAAAGGUUUAAAGGCUCCUGAAGAUUCCAGUAACAGUGAUGCCACCAGUGCCAUUGUCCUAGCCACUCAGUGGCAGAGACGACUGAUUCGACAGAGACAGAGAGAGAUUGUGGAUGCUGACAGAGAUGAUCUUGGCUUACGUAGAAUAGAGGAGCACAGGCCACCAAAGUUAACACAAAUAUUUAAAACGGAAUAACUCAAUUUUACUCUUUAUAUGACUUUUUUUUAUUUCAAAAGACAGAAAUAUACAAUUUUUAUAGAAGAUGUCAUGCAUUUGGUGUUGCCAUUAAUAAUAUUGGUGGAAGAUUUCAGUGAAAACGAUAUUUGUUUUUUUAAAUCUAGAUUGUUUUAGAAAUUUGGUAACUUUUGUGGAGAUUUAUUUAUGAAUGUUUUGUAAGUUACCUGCCAAAAAUUUCUAUAGGAAGCUUAUAUUUACAUAAUUUUUCUGUUAGUCAUACUUUUAUUAUGUAUCACAUAUAUUCUCCAUAUAUUUAUAGAGAACCAAAUGAAUAUUUAAAAUUUUGUCAGUUCUAUUGUCCCUUUUAAUAAAUACAAUAGCUAUUGUUCUUUGUGUAGUUUAUUCACUAGGACCUUUUAAUUAUUUCUAAUAGAAAUCUAUCACUCAUUAAUUACUUUACAGGUCAGAGUAAAAUAAUAUCUUUGUAAUAGAUGAAAAUACAGGUUUUAACUAAAACAAAAUGCUUGUGAUGUUCUAUAUAUUCAAUAUCAUUAAAAUGUUUUCAAUCUGAUCAAUAUAAUUAUUUAAAUUUAAAUAGGAGAUGAAUCUGUGGAAAAGUUUUCUUUGCUUUGCAAUAAUACAUUUGUAAGGACAAUAGAAUAUAAUUCAAAUUGGAUUAUCUCCCAUGUACUAGAAAAUUCAACUGAAAAAAUAACUAACAUGCAUAUAUUUGUACUGUAAUUAGAACACUUUCCAGUGACAAAUUCAGAAGGUUUGAAGAGGGUGUAUGUCCCCCUUUAAUUGUUUUGUUUUCACCAUGAAACUAUUGAAGGGCUUAAUAAACUUCAGCCUUUCCCAGUUUUAAAUACAAGUAAGCCAUUGACCUACUAUUGUAUAUGCAUAAUGUGUACUCUUUUAAUACAUGUACAUGAAAUGGAAAAAAGAUUAAAGGAUGAUUUUUCAGUAAUAUUCUUUUUUAUCAGGGCUUAUGAUACCUUCUGAAUUUCUACUUAUAAAAACUAGGCCAAAAUAAUAUUAUAUGAAUGGGUAGCUUUAACAUGAAUAGUUCAUUUAAUAUUAGGCAUUUCCCCCAAGUCAUACUUAUCAACUGUUUUAAGGUUAUUUUAUUUUCAAAUGCAACUGCAGGUUGGGAGUUUUUUGCGUUUAAAAUAUUUGCACUGUUGUUUUAUGGUCUUCAGUCACUGAUGUUAGUACAAUGUACAUUGGUUUAUUUAGUUUAUAUUGUUAUUUUUUUACAAGUACUUUUUCUACCAUUUUAUCUGUAAUAUUAAUGAAUAUAUGUCAAAUAAUAUUUCCCAAUUGUUUUUAUUUAUUUUAUUUAUAGUCUGCUUGUGUUGUGAACAUUUUUAUACAUGAACAAAACAUUUACAAUAUUGCAUUAUGUAUUUUAUAAUUUUAUUUAACCUUAAAUAGUUGUGCAAUAAUAUUUUGUGUAUUUAAACAUGUGGUGGACAUUUUAACAAAAAAAUCAAACUUUUUUGUGCCACAUUUUCAGAACUUGGAGCUCAGUAUUUUCCUUAAACUUUUUUAAUGUUUUGUAGAAAUGCUCGAAAGCAUAUACCUAAAGAUUUGAUUUUUAGAAUUGAAAUACUGGUAGUCACUAUUUGUUUAAAUUCAAACUGAUUACUGGUAUGCAUUUGAUAUUUCUGAGAAAGAUUACCAAAUAGUAUGAGCAGUACUACACUGAGUAAAAAUAAAAACAAACAGUAAUCAAAGUUAAAAAAUAUAUGACAGAAUAUGUCUCAUAUGAAGAGAAGUGUAAUAGACCAUAUUAAUAUUUAUAGUUGAACUGGUAUAUAAUGUGGAUUCAUUAAUUUUCUUGGAUACCAAUUUCGUAGAAUGAUGAAAAAUUGUAUUUUCAUAGAUAUUUUAGUUUUUGGUUUGCUAAAUUCUUUAAACAUGGGUAAUAAGCCUAAAGAAAAUUGUGACUGUUAAAAGUUUAAAUUUGUGGUUCAUCAAUAACCUGUUAAUCCACGAUGAGUAAUUUUUCAUCAUCAACAAUAAUGAAUCCACAGUUAUAUGGUGGAAUAUUUAGAAACCUUACCGACUUUAUUACUAAUCAUUAUUCAUAUCAUAUUUCUAUUUAUUUAGGUGCUAAUCCAGUUGAUUUAUAGUUGAUAUAUAACUAUUUUUAUUAUUUACAAGAAACUUGUUGCAUUUAACUUUAUUUCUUAUAUAUACAUGAACUUUAUUAUU